GAGCGCGGCGCGCUAGCCGCCGAAGAAGCCAUGCCGCUGGACCACCGCCGGGUGCCGGGGCCGGAGGAGUCCCAGACGCCGCUGCUCUUCGCGCCCGUCGAGGCGCCGGAGGUUCCGCCCCGCGACCCGUCGGCGCUGCAGCCGCUCUUCGCCCGCGCGGGGCUGCUGAGCCAGGCCAAGGGCUCGGCCUACGUGGAGCUCCACGGCGGCACCAAAGUGCUGUGCUCCGUGGCAGGGCCGCGCGAAGCCGGCGGCGGCGCGGGCGCGGCGGCUCCGGGCGAGCCUCGAGGGCGGCUGGUGUGCGAGUUCCGGCGGGCGCCCUUCUCGGGGCGCGGGGCGCGCAUACGCCCCAGCGAGCGGGAGCCCGAGCUGGCGCUGGCGCUGCAGGAGGCGCUGGAGCCGGCCGUGCGCCUGGCGCGCUACCCGCGGGCGCAGCUGGAGGUGAGCGCGCUGCUGCUGCAGGACGGCGGCUCGGCGCUGGCGGCCGCGCUGUGCGCCGCGGGGCUGGCCCUGGCCGACGCCGGCGUGGAGCUCUACGACCUGGUGGCGGCGUGCGCGCUGUGCCGGGCGCCGGGCGGAGAGUGGCGCCUGCAGCCCAGCGAGCCCGAGGAGCGCGCCGCCGACGCCCGCCUCACCGUGGCGCUCCUGCCCUCGCUCAACCAGGUGGCCGGGCUGCUGGGCAGCGGCGAAGGAGGGCCCCCCGACAGCUGGGCGCAAGCCGUGCGCCUCGGCCUCGACGGAUGCCAGCGCCUCUACCCGCUGCUCCGACAGAGCCUCCUGCGCGCUGCCAAGCGCCGACCCGCGCCGGGCACCCAAGCGCCGACCGACACAGACACGGCCCAGCCUCCCGCCGCCACCGCCUGAACUCCGGGAGCUUCUCGGGCUGCGCCUCGCCGGACUCCUCUUCCGAUGUCUCUGGGUUUCGGCUGCCUCGUGGUUUUGGAUCCGGGAUCUGAGCGUGGUUUACCCGACGUAGAUGAAAUUGCCUGGCCUCCUCAUUGGCGAGGAACCGCAACCACGGUGGGCCCAGUCGCGAUCCAGGGAAGGCGAGCCGACCCCUUUUCCCCUGGAGGGCAGGCCACAUCCACACGAGACCAUCUCUGCAGCUCCGCGCUCUUUGCGAGUGAAACUUCGACGGAGAGUGAGAGAGACUUCCGAAAGUCUACCGCACCACCGUCAGACCCAGAAAGCUAGUUUAUUAAACGUGCCGGGAAUUAUUGCUCUGUGUAGUUUUCACCCAGUUCCUGGGAUUUGGGAGAAAAAAAUCUGCUUUAAAUGUUGUAAAUAUCUGAUGUGUGUGUGUGUGCGCACAGUCUGAGUCUCAAGAAAAACAAAAAAGGGUUAUUUGCUGCUGGUUGAAUCCAAAGUUCUACCGUGGUCUGAGUUUUCAAAUUGCUAUGAUUAUCAGUUUGGGGUAGGAAUCUGCAUUUGUUCAUUAGUCCAGUGUUGUUGGCGGCUAUGUUUGCUUUCAAAAUUCCAAAGUUUAAAAAUAUUACACUUCGAAAAUGUCAAGGAACAAAAUGGGUUAAUCCACACAUCCUCCUGCUUAACCUGCUUUCUUGGAAAGUUACCCUCAUUUCAAAGGAGUUUCCAUCCAAAUCAGUGCGUUUUGCAUUGAGGCAAUUAUCAAUAAGGUGACAUCAUUCUCUGCAUUCCUCCCCACUUCCCUGAAACUCCUUGCUUUAAGACAAAAAAUUAAAAAUCAGCAUUUUCUCAUAGGAAAUACGGCAAGUUUAUUUCUUUUUUUGUAUUGGCUAAAUGUUUGUUGCUGAAAUUACUUUGGUGUUUUUCAACUUUGGGUCCUCAGAUAUUAUUGGGACUACAAGUCCCAUUAUCUCAUCUGUUAAUCUGGAUAGGGAUGGUGGGAAGUUUAGCUCAACAUCUGGGGACUAAAGGCAGAACACUGUAUUAGACUACUUCAUUAUGUGAAAUCUCCUUUUGUAGAACCGUGGUGUAAUAAAUUGUGUGUGACCUCCCUUGUUAAAAGGUCAACCUCAAAUGGGCAUCCUAAAGACUGAAAUGGUUUCUUCUUGCAGAGGUGAUGCAAGUGAGCCAGUAACUGGUAAUGGGAUCAAGGUGGAUGUAGAGUGAUUAGCUAAUUUGGCAGCGAGUUGCAGGUUGACUAUUCAGUGGCCACUUCCAGCACAAUCUGCUUCUGUCUUGGACUCAUUAAUACUUGGUCUGAUUUACUAGGACCUACUAGUAUCUUGUGAUAUGCAAGGCUUGAGAACUUGUUCUUCAUGGAGAAAAGUUUAUUAGAUACUUGUAAUAAAGUCUCUUUUUAUAAUUAAAAUACACUAUUUUGCA
This is a messenger RNA of Podarcis lilfordi (Lilford's wall lizard), 2307 nucleotides long. The record is from the annotation of a GenBank genome assembly. NCBI's taxonomy places the organism in Eukaryota, Metazoa, Chordata, Lepidosauria, Squamata, Lacertidae.